GUUGAUCAAAAAAGCUCGCUUCAAUAUAAAAGUUCUCCACGUGUAUUGCUAACAUUUAUUAAAUUACCAGUUGUUAUGUAUUUUUAAGAUAUCAAAUAUAUUUAUUAAAAUGGUGCAGGCUCCAGACAUAGAGAUGGGUCACAGAGAUCUUCCAGAAGCUCUAGUUUUAUUAAAUGAAAUGAAUGUUAGUGCACAACAUGUGGCUUCUUUAGUUGAUAAUAUGAUUGAAAAAGUCAGAAACGGCGAACUGUCCACGGAUCAAGGGUUAAGUUUUUUGGAAAUGAAAUACAACAUGUUGCUGAGCUAUUUAAUCAAUUUAACCUAUGUGGUGCUAAGAAAGUGUUCAGGGGAAAAGAUUGAAGGAGACCCUUGCAUUGACAGACUUAUAGAAAUUCGAACUGUUCUGGAGAAAAUCCGACCGAUAGAUCACAAAUUAAAAUAUCAAAUUGACAAACUGGUCAAGAGUGCUGUGACUGGAACAAAUGCAGGUGACCUCACAGCCUUUAAGGCCAAUCCUGACAAUUUGAUGGGAACUGGUCAAUUGGGGGUAGAAGGCUCUGAAGAUUCGGAUGAAGAAGAAGAUUCAGAAAAGAAGGACCAAAAAAGCAAACAUGGAAUUUAUGUGCCUCCCAAACUAUCAGCAGUACACUACACAGGAGAUGAAACGUCGAAGGAGAGAAACAAGCGGCUCGAAGAGAAAAGCAAAAAACACGCGCUCUCUUCGAGUAUCAUGCAGGAUCUGCGCGAGGAGUACCUGGACAGCCCCGUGGAAGUGAAGGGGGCCAGCAGGGCCCAGCAGGUGAUUUCGAAGCAGCAACAGGAAAGGCAGGAGUACGAGGAGGAGUACAUGACCCGCCUGCCUGUGAGCAAGUCUGAGAAACACAAGGGACGUCACCUGACCACUCUGGGAUCUCUGGGCGACGAAAUAACUGAUUUCGGAUCUUCGAAACAAGGCGGCGGCGGUCGCAAACGAAAACAAAAACACGCUAAAUCAAAAGGUAAAAGUUUCAAAAAGAAAGCAAAGUUCCACUAA
Messenger RNA from Brassicogethes aeneus, 1033 nucleotides. The record is from the annotation of a GenBank genome assembly. Lineage: Eukaryota; Metazoa; Arthropoda; Insecta; Coleoptera; Nitidulidae.